Penicillium samsonianum is the source of this 1191-nucleotide messenger RNA. RefSeq lists its product as uncharacterized. NCBI's taxonomy places the organism in Eukaryota, Fungi, Ascomycota, Eurotiomycetes, Eurotiales, Aspergillaceae. Gene Ontology annotation, molecular function: protein binding. Bases 1 to 1191 code for a protein of 396 amino acids. The record is from RefSeq and is a predicted model, not a curated record. The transcript has a single exon.
AUGUCCCGCAGAAUGCCUUUCACGCUGGACCCGGAGCAGUUGUCCUGGGGACAGGCUUUUGCCAACAGCUGUGAGCCCGCCACGCUGCUGAAAGUCCUUGCAAAGAGCCCCCGUAGCCUAGAAACUGGAAUCAUUGAUAUCGAGGUGAAGCCUAUUCCAGAGGUCAUCAGACCGAAGGAGAAGCCUACGAAGGACUUGGGGAAUAUGAGACAUCUUCCGAACGAAGUCGUGGACAUGAUUGUCAACAAAUUGGACAUGCCUAGUGCUAUCAGUCUGUCAUACGUCAACCGCAUCGCCAAUCACUUUGUGCAGCAAAGCCCGGUUUCAUUUCUGAGGCAGUGGGCCCCCGGCAUAUCGAGGAUUCUUAAAAGGACCCAGAUCCAUAAGAACUGGAGCAUUCGUGAGCUUAAAGAAGCAGUUCUCCGUGAAAAGUGCGUGGUAUGCGGCGAUUCGUGUGUUCAACUCUACCUUCCAACGAUGGAGCGUAUCUGCCACCCAUGCGUGCACGACAACCAUGCAUAUUGGUGUCUCCCCGUGGAGCAGGCAGCCUUGAUCUUUGGCCUUGACCUACCCGAUGUCAUUAAUACUCAAAUCAUGUACCUGCCGCGGCUGAGCAAGGAUGGCGUUGAUUUUUUGGACGAUCUUGGUGCCUGGGUUGUUCCUGUUAAAUUGGCGCUGACCAAAGCCCUGCAGAGGUAUGGCACCCGCAAGGGUAUUAAGCGUGCUGUGGAGGGCAACCAAUCAGGUACUGACGAAGAAGAAGAGCAUGGUAACACCGAUGAGGAAGAAUUUGUGAUCGAAAAUGGGCAUGACAUCUAUCGCGCUGCUUCCCUGGAUAUGCCCACCUCUGUCACAAUGCGUUUUCUCGUGUCAUUGGGAAAUCAUCAUCGGCAUGCUUAUCACCAUGAAGUUACCUGUCGGGUGCCUGUCGUCAAUCGAGACAAUACGCGCAAAAUUCUUUACACGUGCCGUGGCUGCACUGCCAUGCUCACGCAUCCCAAGAUAGAAUCAAUUUCCAAUAGCCACAUGAAAAUGAUGGGGCUUGACCCUGACCUCGACAAGUCUGAGCGAUCGUUUGUGAUCUUCCGUCGCGCCUUUCGUGUGUGGACUGUGGCCGAGAUGAUGGAGCAUGUUCGAACCGAGUGCAUUGGGGGUUGGGUCCUGCUGUGUGUUGAGAGUCGGGAAGAGUAG